UAAAACUCAUGAAAACCUGAACGGGCAUCGAAACUGUUCCAGUUUUCCGCAAUUUUCUCUUUUAAUCUGUGAUUGUCCGACGCCAAAGUGUAAUGUCCUGUUAAAGUCUUGUAGUCCUAACCAAAAAAAACAUCCAAACUUCGAUAUGGAUUCACCGGAACCAACGUCUAUGGAUUUUUCUACCUUCGUGCUGGAACUGAACCAUCUCAGUCCGCAGCUAGCCAGCCCUAUCGAACCAGGAGGGAGUAGACAUCGUUGCCCUCCGGAAUCGCGUCUAUCGGAAGAAUUCGAAAGCAAGAUGCAGCUGCUGCUGACCAAUUUCGAUCUGGACGAUGAUGAUGGUGCUGGUGAGAUGGCCGUGUCGGCGGAUGUCACUAUUUUGACACCGACAGCGAGUGAUGAAUCCGGUUCCGGCGAUGGCGCAGAACCACACGAAGUUGAGCGUACCUCGUCUGCAGGCAGCGCUAAACACGUUGAAUCACUAGAGACCACGGUGGACAACGAAGAUGAUCCGCUUAAUUUGACGGGUGGUGAAGAGGAGGAAGAGGAUAGCGGAGACGCCGGUGAUGCCGGAAGUUCCGAUGAGCAGCAACAAUCGUGUUCGCUUUCGCUUUCGUACUCUCUAUCGAUAUCGCAUGCACAGGAAAAUUUUUCACAGUACUCUCAAAGUACCGAUAAAGGUUUAUCGAAACGAUACGAUUCUCCCUGUUCCUACGAGGAUGACCGAGAAUCCGAGUGUACCAACUUCGAUAAGCUAGAUGAUUGGAACGAUUUCAUCAGUGAUAUCCACAAUAAUAACAACAACAAUAUUAACGGGAACGGGGAGGGUGUUAGUCGGGACUUUCGAGAAUACUACGAUGAGUAUCUGGCCAACAAAGGACAGCAGGGAAAUUCCUCCAGUGAAGAAGUGACCAGUGAUGAAUGCAGCAAUACCAAAGAAAAGGAUCUUGAAGAUGGUCAACCAAAGAAAGCCGAUAAGAAGUUGGCGCAGCAGCAUUCUGGGGAUAAAUUGGGUUCCCGACCCGCAACGCCAGCUGUUUUCGGAACAACAGUCGCUGAAAAAUCCCAGGAUUUUUUCAAGUACCGGAACCCUGAAGACGACGAAGACGAGCCGAUGUUCGACGACAACUCGAACUCGUUAACGGCCAUCGAGUCCAAUGGUUUGUACGAGCUUGAACCAGGUAAGAGCUCACCCGGUCGGGUACAACAGCAAUCGUCCGGGAAGCGUAAGUUCUGUCAUGACGAUCGGGAGGAUAUCGAGUACGAAAUCACGAAUGUCAUAGUGGAAAAGUUCCACAAGACAGGAAUGGUUCCGCAUCGAGGUUAUCAUGAUCCGAUUUCACGUAUCGAUGAUCAAACUUUUGCCCGUAUAACACAAGUCCCUAGGGCUGUCGAAAAUGGUUCUACGUCGGAUGAGCAUACGGAUUACGAAGAAGAUCCUGGAUUAGUCACGACCCCAACUAACCCUAGAAACAUGCAGCAAAUGUUUCAAACCAUCUCUACAGAUCCAUCCUCCAAUAUUCAAUUUGAUCCUUCCAUUGUACAGAACAAGUAGCGUGCAAUAUCGUAGAACUUGCCAUCCUCAUGCAAGCUAAGCAAACUCAGUGACAAGUAUUUAUUCUUUUUUUUUUCUUUUUUGUUACUUUUGUUGUUAAUUUUAUUACUAUCCUGAUCUCUUAUUCAGAAUCUGAUCUAACCAUUGUUAAUUUUUUUUAUUUUCAUCUUAUUUAAAAACCAAAACUAUUUCACAAGUAAUCGUUUACAGGCACAUCUCAAAUCUAGUCUUGAAUUUACUACUGAUUUAAUCGGUAUACUCGAAAACCUAAGCCUAGUAUAAAUAUACCUAUAUAUCAAUAGCUAGAGGACAGAGAGAUCGUUUCUUAUUAGAAACUUUCCUCGAAAAUGAAAAAAAGCAACCUUGCAAUUACCUAAAUUGGUUCAUUAAAAAUGCUCAAGUCGAUACCGCGAGGGAAUGAAUAUGUAUAGAAUAGAGUUUGUUGACUUGGACCUAAAUUACCCUUUUGCGUGAACUAUAACAAUAAAUGUACCUUCUUAAUUCGAGUGUUGUUUUAGAAAAAUAAACAAAUUUGAUUUGAAUUGAAAUCCACAUGAUUGUUAACUCUACAGUUAAGGGUUGAAAAACUAGUACCUUUCAAAAAAAAAAAAAGGAUUUAAGGUACCUUGGGUAAAACUAAUAAACCUAUAUAUAAACCGAAAUAUAAAUGCAAACUAAACCGGAUCUAUUCGACCGCAAGGCAAAGCAAAUCGCAACUUAACAAGCAACAAACUAACAAACAACCAAAUAGACUAAUUUGAAACCAAAACUUGAAGACUUAGCGGAGUAUAUCUACAACAACAAAACAUUACAAAAUCUACCAUUA
Molecule: messenger RNA, 2381 nt
Organism: Uranotaenia lowii
Lineage: Eukaryota; Metazoa; Arthropoda; Insecta; Diptera; Culicidae
Exons: 3
Coding region: 146-1555 (469 amino acids)
Source: RefSeq, a predicted model, not a curated record